Panicum virgatum (switchgrass) is the source of this 1473-nucleotide messenger RNA. RefSeq lists its product as uncharacterized. The transcript is spliced from 7 exons. The record is from RefSeq and is a predicted model, not a curated record. Lineage: Eukaryota; Viridiplantae; Streptophyta; Magnoliopsida; Poales; Poaceae. Bases 16 to 840 code for a protein of 274 amino acids.
GGUGAUGCCUCGCUUAUGUGUGGGGUCGCUCGGCCCCAGCUACCAAGACCUCCAACGCCUUGCCGGGUUGCGGGCCCCGCAGGGUUCCGCUGGACUCCUCUCCACGGGGCGCUGCCGCUGGUCCUUGCGUUUUCUUUCCCUUCUCGCCGAGGCAGUAUAGGGUCUGGGGAGUGGCGGACCUCAUCGUCCUCGGAGGAGCCCAUCCGUGUGGGGAGGCAUCGGCGGUGCGGCGACGACGAGCGGGAGAGGCGGACGCUAUCUGUACCUCGCCGCGCAGCCGCCGGAACGCGCCGGCUCUACCGCGGUCGCUCUGCUCUCUCCUUUGCUGCGGUCCCCUGCCUGAGACGUGUUGCCGUCCCUGCCGUGUUUCUGCGUUUCGGCAGGGAGCCUUCCAGUUGCGGUGCCAGGAAUGUGCGUGCUAGGUGCCCUGCGUCGGAUCUGGCUGCCUCGCGCCGCCGGCGUCGAGAGGCAGCUGCUGAGGCCACUUUGGCUGCUCGUGUGGGUGCUGGUUCUGCCAGGAACGUGCGGUCACGGCUGGCACUCCUCCAUGUUCCUUUGUUUCCACAGGCCACUGGAGUUUCAGCUCCUGCCCCUGUUUCUAUUGCCCCACGAAAUUACAUAGCGCUUAGAGACCAUUUCUGCCCGCUCGUGCCUGUAUCUGUUGCUAGAGAAAAUAGAGCCAGACGAAUGGCUAGGAACAGGAACAGGGCUCGGAUGAGGAAAGACUAUUUAAUUCCUGCGUCUAUUAUUGAGCCUAUACUUGCCUUCCCAAAAGAAUAUGCCACUCUGCUGAAAGAAACGUAUUCUGGCCGAUCUUACUAUGGGGGGCCGGAUCUAUGAGACCAAGCAUGCAACCACCUUCUUCUGAGGAGCCCAACUUUCCACCCACUGUAUAUACCACCCUACUACUACUCCUCCUACGGCUGGCUUGCAAUCGUAGACACUAUAGCAGCCACUCCAGGUACACAUGGAUUCUUUUGCGUGCUUUAACAUUUAGCGCGGACAGUGACAAUAUGACACUACCUUUUGGCAAUUGACGUUGUGACAUUCUUUUGGGUGCCUCGCCAUGAGACGCCGCUUCAAGGAAUUCUCCAGAUUAUACUCCACAGGACAACCAAACACACAGUGCCUUGGAAACCAGCCUGGAAAUGAUGACCACAUUGCAAUAGCAAAGAACCUGACUCGCCUUCUCAGCAAGAUAUAUCACCCAAGAAGAACCUGCUCAAGCCUGCCUGCUGGUUUCGACUCUAUGUGUGUUGGGUUAUCCAAAUCUAUUGUUGCAACUGCAAAUUGUAGGCUACCUGGUUUAUGCUUGCUCCUUCAGCAUCACGACUAAACCUAUUUGAUCAGGCUAGGAAUUUAUAAAUCCACCUGUAUCAAGCAACUCUAUAUUGCCUGUGAUCCUUGAACCUUAAUCCUAUGUAUGAAAGCUGUACUCUUUGUGGUAUUUUUCGGUUCCUCUACUUCCCAGAA